CACCCUCACCAGUGGACCCAGCCCUCGGGCUAGACCUGAUGUCCGAGUCGACUGGAAACCUCAAUAAUCUCCGCAUGGCGAAUUUUGCUCUGAGAGAUGAGUUAAAUGCCCUCCGCGGGGAGAAUGCCAAUUUGGGCCUGCAGCUCGGAAGAGCCCUGGCCGAGGUGAAUUCCUUGCGGGGCAAUGUCUCGAGCUACAUCCGCUGGCCAGUGCCCUUGGGGCCCGUCCUUGCCGAGGAGGAGAACCUUGAGUUCCCGCUCGACGAGGUGGACGCUGUCCUGGAGGGAGAAGCGACCAUCCUGUUCUAUCCGCCCGGAAGCGCGGAGUCCGAUGAGGAGAACGCCCCUGAUGAACAGCUGAUGAGCGGGAUCGCCCCGUCACCCGACGGCGGCGAGUCCGAGUCCGAGUCCGAGUCCGAUGGGUCUGCGCCGCUGCCCCCGCAGGCACAGCCCCUGUCCCUGUCCGGGGGGAGGGACCCGGCCCCGCCGCCUCCUCUGCCCCCAUUGGAGCGGCCUGAGAUAGAGCCCUUUUCAGGAGACCCCGUCUACCUGGCCGAGUUCCUGAUGCAGCUCGAGACCUUCAUAGCCCACCACGAGGAUCAUUUCUCGGGGGGUGCUGAGCGGGUGGCCUUCCUGAUCUCCUUUUUCGCUGGUAGAGCUAAGGACUGGGCCGUCUCAGUCACCCAGGAGGGAAGCUCCCUUCGUACCAACUUCCCGCGCUUCUUGGAUGAGAUCCGGAAGGAAUUCUGUGGCCCCAUCCCCCCCAAUGUGGCUAAAAAGACCAUCCGCAAGCUCAAGCAGGGCAACUGUACCCUGGGAAGCUAUGCAGAUGCUUUUCAGUUCCUGGCCCAGUUCUUGUCUUGGGAUGACUGCCGCCUUCAAACUCAGUUUCUCAGAGGCCUGUCAGAAUUUAUCCGGAAGGAGCUCGUCUGGUCAACAGACAUGGCUGACCUAGACGAGCUGAUUCUAGAAUGCGUGGAGAUAGAAAGAAAAGUGCGCAUACCCAAGCCAGCACCACUGCCCGGGGUUCGCAAAGUCUUCUUCCCUUUUUCUGCAGAGUCUAAUGAUAAUGAGGAAGGAGAGGGCCAUGGUGAGGAUGAAGAUGCAGGGGGGCAUAGGGACAGGCUCCCCCAGAGUGACCAGCAGAGGAGUGUGAGAGUUGGUGAGCAAGAAUUGGAGGAGGAGGAGGCAGAAAUGAGGAAGGAGGAAGAGGUGAGAAAGGAGAUGGAGAUGAGACAGAAAGAGGAGGAGGUGGAAUACGAGACUGAGGAAGUAUACCUGGAGGAAUGUGAUGAAGAUGAGGAGGUGGAUGUGGAGAUCAUUAACAGUGAGGAUGAAGAGGAGAAUAACAGGCUGGGAGCAAAUCUUAUGCCUGUUAGGCGCCGGGAGGUAGAGCAGGAGCCAGAACUAGAGGAAGAGUCAGAGGAUGAGACCCAAGAUGAUUACCUAGAAGAGAUGAUGGAGAUGCCACCGACCUAUGCCAAUGCCUCGUCCCAGACUACUGACUUCUACCAAGAGUCCCAGACGGCUGACUACUACCACGAGUCCCAGACGACUGAUUUCUACCAUGAAAACUUCCUGGAUAUCUCGCCUCCCGUCAUUCAGUCCAGCAGACGAAGGAAUCAGAAUCGCGUCCCACUUCUGGAGGGCCUUCCAGGUGUGAAUUCACCAUUCUACAGCUCACCACCACUCAUCCGCCGUGCAGGUCGCCUAGGCCAUCGCCAAACCCGAAGACGUCCCCCGGUGCUCUUCCGCCUCACCCCCAGACAGGGGGGUCACCGAGCUUCAAGGGGCCGAAUUCGUGUGUGAGACAGUCACCCGGAACACACCCUUGUAGUCCCCCCACCCCUGCUAUUGCUGCCACACCUGCUCCAUUAUCUGACCAGUACUUAAGAGAGUUCCACACCUGCAGAAUCGGAAGACCCGGAGAACACCACACCACCUGGUAGUCAUGGCCACCAUAGAUGGCCAUAUGGGAAAGGGGAGGCAUCAGCAAUAGCUGAGCCCUUAAUGUGCGGUGCCCUUGGCUCAGUCCAGGUGCAGGGAGAGAGCAGGUUUUUUGCGUCAGUUUCUAUAAAUGAACUGGUCAGCUUGUUGCAUUUCUCUUCUAGUUGUUCUUAACCCUCACCUUAACCCUUCCUGUGCUUAUUCAUCUUGUGUUUUAUGGUUUAAUCCUCUGAUUGGCUCAUUAAGACUUCAUCCAGUGCCCCACUGAUCUGCCCCAGUGAGCAAAAAGACUGGCCACUCUGAACAUUUCCUAGAGCCACUGAGGCCACUUACUAGAUGUAAUGAAUGGAGAGUAGGAUGGUAUCAAGAAAGUGCCCAAAAGCCUCCACUUGCUUCAAGUCCCACCCAUAGCAGAGGGGCCUUGAAGAGGACCCCACCUCUAGCCCAGUGAGAAUGUGCAAGGCCAGCUGUCGAGUGGACAACUGACUGGGAUUUGUCCUUGACUGACUGCCAGCAGGUUCCGCUUUCCCACAGAUUCCAGGAUCAGGGCCCUUGAACUGGCUUGCCAAAUCUGGGACCCUCUCCUCUUAUCUUGCUGCCCUCGCAUGCCUCUUGGGUGAGCAGAACCUUGUGACUCUUUUCAUUGAUGUUGCCUAAAGGUCGGGGUAGGGAGGAAAAGAGGAAGAGAGGGAGGCAGGGCAGCAGCAACUCAUUUGGCAUUAUGUGGAGCUCUUCUUUCCUAAGGGAUGGUGGUCUCCAAGCUCUAGCUAGGACUUAGACUGCUGCCCCUUGACUCAGACAAUAGGAUUUCUUAGAUCCAAGAGGAGAAAGGAAGGUUCCUCCCACAGAGACUGCACCCAUUGCAGCCUGAGGCCUGGGGGCCCUCAAACCUCUCACUUGGGGUAUAAGCAAGGCCUGGUACUGGACUUUGAUUAGACUGUAAAUCUUGAGGGCCUGUAUGCCUCCUAAUAACUCCUGAGAUUUGGGGGCACAAAUCUAGGUACCCUUCUGUUCAGCUCUGCUUUGGGUCCAGAAAACACUGCUUUUGCAGUGAAGCCCACACACGUUACUCUGGCCACAGACCAUCAACUAGCCCCGUGGCUGGCCUGAACUGCCCUCAACACUGAGCCUCCUGCACAGUGCUUGGCAGCUGGGCAAGUGCAGCCAAAGUGUCUGUGGCCAGAGGGAAGAAAACAGAGUAAAUGCAGCCUUUGUUUUCUUUACUGCAAAUAACCUUAGUUCAGCCUUAGGAUUCUGAGCCAGGAGGCAAGAAGAUGGAGCUGGAAGAAGAGGAGACUUGAACAAGCCCAGUCCUCUGGCUGGUUUCUGGUGAGGUCUCUCUUCAUCCGCAGAAGUGAAUUCCUCAGGAGUUUCCAGAGUUCCAGAAGCAGAACUGCUCUUCUUCGAGGCUGUGGACCUUGACUGCUGACAGAUGAUAUGCUGGACCUGUUGCCUACUUCCCUGUAGGCUCCUUGCAUCCUCAUCCCCAACACCUUUCAGCAGAACAUCCUGCCUGUUCCCCUGGUAUCUCUCAUCCUGAGUGCUUGAAGCCUCAGCCAGGGAAAGGACAUUUGAGUACUGAGAUGAUUUCUGGGCCUCUGGUAGCAAGGGGUCUUAGAAUUCCCUUUGACCUUCUCCCUUCCCCCUUUUCUCAGAUCCUAAAUAUUUGUUGUGAUACAAUAUCCACAAUAGCUGUGAAAGGAAUGGUGGGCUUCGGGUACUUCCUUGGGUUUGAAAGAGGGGAAGAGGGAGGGUAAUGCAUGCAGAAGUAGAAAAAUAGUCCAAGGGGUCCCAGAAACUUGGGAGGAGACCAGUUUGUAAUAAAUGUGUUAAUUGUGGUGUUGUUGAAUUAUUGUGUUAAAAAGAUAAACUUUCUGUAUGCUAAAGCUUUCUCCUCAAUAAAAUUCAAAAGGGUGUGUAAAGA
Sorex fumeus (smoky shrew) is the source of this 3870-nucleotide messenger RNA. RefSeq names its product retrotransposon Gag like 5 (gene RTL5). NCBI's taxonomy places the organism in Eukaryota, Metazoa, Chordata, Mammalia, Eulipotyphla, Soricidae. Bases 39 to 1808 code for a protein of 589 amino acids. The transcript has 2 exons. The record is from RefSeq and is a predicted model, not a curated record.